Molecule: messenger RNA, 2475 nt
Organism: Gorilla gorilla gorilla (western lowland gorilla)
Lineage: Eukaryota; Metazoa; Chordata; Mammalia; Primates; Hominidae
Gene: MYEOV
Product: myeloma overexpressed
Exons: 2
Coding region: 815-1579 (254 amino acids)
Source: RefSeq, a predicted model, not a curated record
GUUACUGUCCCGCGAACCCACAUCCCUACAAAGCAGGAAAGUAUGCUUGGGAGAGGCCAAGUGAGUGGGGAAUCAGCCCAAAGCCAGGCGUCCAGGGUCUCCCUCACCUGAAGCUGACUUUUUCCCCACCUUGGACAGAGGGCGGGAGAUGCCAUCCCCACUGAACCCAGUGCUUUCACCAGCCAUAUUAGCUCCCACUCACCCCUCGUCGUGGAAGCCUCGGCCGUCACACCUGCAGGGCCGGGGCGUGCAUGGCCUCAGGGAUGGCCUGUUCAGCUGCUGGGUGACUUGGGUCCAGGUGCCUCACCACCUGCUGAGCUCUGUGUGAUUUCUGGACACUUCUGCUCGUUGCCUUUGGGCUCAGUGAAGAGUCUGGAGUUUAUCUGGAGUGAGGUGGCCGGGUCUUGGUGGGAUCUGAGCAGAGUCCAUUCAGGAGCAGGAAAGUUCAUCUCAGACCCUAAAUCCAGCCACGUCAUACCACGCUUAACACCUCUAACAACUUCCCCUGGCACUUAGGACAGCGUCUGGCUCCUUCCCUCAGCUCGUGGCCCUCAGAAUCUGCGUCACACACACCCUAGCUCUCCCCAUAGGUCUCUGCACUCGCUGUUGCCUCUGCCUGGAACAGUCUCCCUCCUGGUGUCAUUGUCUCUGUGGUGUGUCCUUCCUGACCUUCCACCUCCACCAGGAGCCGACACUUCCCCGACCCCAGUAACCUCUUCUCUUGGGUGAGUGAAUGCCACCUGCUGAUGUCUGAUUUAUUCAUCGGUUUUCUUGUCUGUAGUCUGUCCCCCUUGGGGACAGGGACUUGUUGCUCAUGUUCACCUGGCAGGCUGGACGCUUCGUGGAGGGCUCCAAAGCUGGCAGAUCCCGGGGCCACCUCUGUCUCUCCCAGGCCCUGCGUGUUGCGGUGAGAGGAGCAUUUGUGUCUCUGUGGUUUGCUGCUGGAGCUGGUGACCGGGAGAGAAACAAGGGAGACAAGGGUGUCCAGACAGGUGCGCGGCUCAGCCAGGAGGCAGAAGACGUGGACGUGUCCCGGGCCAGGAGGGUCACAGAUGCACCACAAGACACUCUGUGUGGCACUGGGAACAGGAAUUCUGGGAGUCAGUCUGCAAGGGCGGUGGGCGUUGCUCACCUGGGAGAAGCCUUUAGAGUGGGCGUUGAGCCGGCCAUUAGCUCGUGCCCUGAGGAGGUGCAUGGGUGGCAUGGGCUUUCCACGGAAAUUAUGUGGGCGCGAAUGGAUGUGGCUCUGCGCUCACCUGGGCGAGCACUUCUGGCCGGUGCCGGGGCACUCUGCAUGACCCUGGCAGAAUCGAGCUGCCCUGACUAUGAAAGGGGAAGAAGAGCAUGCCUGACCCCCAACUGGCACCCCACCCCUCACUGCUCCACCUGGGGCCUGCCUCUGCGGGUGGCUGGGUCCUGGCUGACUGUUGCGACUGUUGAGGCCCUGGGGGGGUGGCGCAUGGGAGUUAGGAGGACUGGCCAGGUGGGGCCCACUAUGCACCCACCCCCAGUGUCAGGUGCUUCCCCUCUCCUCCUCCACCUCCUCCUCAUCCUCAUCAUCCUCCUCCUCACUUGUUGAGGACGUCCUGUGUGCCAAGUGGUUUAUAUGCCCAGCCUCAUUUAAUCCUCAGAAUGACUCCAUGAGGUAGCUACUCAAACCCCCCACUUAACAGAUGAGGAAACUGAGGCCUAGAGAAGCUCAACAAGUUGCCUAAGGUCCAAGUUUCCUCUCCCAACUCUCCUACCCUCUCCUCUUCCUUCUCCUUUCUCCCAUUCUUCCCUGCCUCUUCCCUAACUAGACAAUUUUUUUAUUGAGUGUCUCCCAGGUGCAGGCAUGAGCCAGGUGCUGGGAAGAUCACGAUAACCCAGCUCCUUCUGGUCGUUUUCUCAGCUGGUUAGAGGCUGGGAGGACACGCAAGUUCAGCUCCAGUCGACUAGGGCUUUGGUGGUAGCCCCUGGAGACAUUGUGCAAUGGGGCUACGAGGCUGAAUGUAGCUCCAGGGAAGCGUGUUGCAAUCCAUGAGUGAUGUCUGCCAUGCGUACAGGCAUGGAGAGUGAGGCACCUGUACUGUCUUCCUGUAGACUCUAGACUGGUGGGGCCUCUGAAAUGCAUCCAGACACUGUGCUGGGUGUGUCGCAUGGCCCUCCCAACCAAUUCAGCAUUUUUCUCCCCAUUUUCCAGGGAGAAAUCUAAGGUGUCAGAAUGUAAGGUUCUCAUCGGAACCCAGGCUCCAGGGUCCCUGGUUUUCUGUGACAUCAUGCUGCAGGACCCUGUUUCUCUCUUUGCUUUGGCUGCUGGGGAGCUCAGAAGGGAGCUUGAGGCUUGCUCUCAGCCACCACAUUAGCUCAGGGGUUUGGGCAUUUUUGUCGCCGUCUCCUUUGGGCUCUGUCUCCUCCCUGCUGUGCUUCCCGAGGAGCAGGCCGGAUGUAAGUUAUCAACUAUAAAUAAAACCAAGACUUCCGUUCUGGCUCUCA